Hydractinia symbiolongicarpus is the source of this 1041-nucleotide messenger RNA. Its product is annotated as AP-3 complex subunit sigma-1-like. Gene Ontology annotation, biological process: Golgi to vacuole transport; intracellular protein transport. Bases 102 to 689 code for a protein of 195 amino acids. The record is from RefSeq and is a predicted model, not a curated record. Gene Ontology annotation, cellular component: AP-3 adaptor complex; membrane coat; intracellular membrane-bounded organelle. Lineage: Eukaryota; Metazoa; Cnidaria; Hydrozoa; Anthoathecata; Hydractiniidae. The transcript is spliced from 6 exons.
AUACAAACCACACUCCGUACGUCUCGAGAAAACUUGAUAGACUUUGUAAUGGCUGCAUGUUAAUCUCACCCUAUUCUUGGAAGUUAUAUGUCUCGUAAAGCAUGAUCAAAGCUAUACUAGUUUUUAAUAAUCACGGCAAACCACGCCUUAGUAAAUUUUAUGCAUACUAUAAUGAAGAUAUGCAACAGAAAAUCAUCAAAGAAUCGUUCCAACUAGUUUCUAGGAGAGAUGAUAAUGUCUGUAAUUUCUUAGAAGGUGGAACUGCUUUAGGUGGAGCUGACUCAAGAUUGAUCUAUCGCCACUAUGCAACUUUAUAUUUUGUCUUUUGUGUUGAUUCUUCAGAAAGUGAAUUAGGAAUCUUAGAUCUAAUACAGGUAUUUGUGGAGACAUUGGACAAAUGUUUUGAGAAUGUUUGUGAGCUGGAUUUGAUAUUUCAUGUUGAUAAGGUGCAAUAUAUAUUGCAAGAAAUCGUAAUGGGUGGUAUGGUGUUAGAGACGAAUAUGUCGGAAAUAUUAACGCACGUCGAAGCUCAAAACAAAAUAGAAAAACAAGAGGGUGGCAUAUCUCACAACACGACGAAAGCGUUCAACGCCGUGAAGAACAUCAGUCCGAACCUUCCAAGUUUACCAAAGAAUUUUAAAAACUUACCAAAUAUUUCAUUAUCCAAUUUAUCGUUCAACAAGAACUAGAAGCAAUCUCGAGAAGUUGAACAUGAACUAGUGAUGGGGUGAAGAUGUGUUGGAAAAAUGUUAAAAAGAACGCAAUUUCUUGUAUUUUAAAUUUAAAUUCUUCUCUUUUGCUGCUUACUUUGGAGGAAAUUUCCUAUCUUCUACUUUUUCGACAUUUUUAGAUGUUUUCCAACGAUUUCCCUUUAUGUUAAUUGCUAAAAUUUCUAGUUUUUAGUGUGCGUUGCCUUCUUUGACGAAAAUUCUAAAUAUUUUAGUGUGUUUGCCAGAAUGAUUGAAAAAAACUAUAUGCAUGGAUAUUUUUUAUACUUUAAAUUUUAUAUUCUUUAGAAGAAUACAAAGAAUAUCAUGGAAA